AUGGAAUUACACACCCUUGCUGACAAGAACGCCACAUGUAACGACGGUACUACGGCAGGGUAAGUGAGAGAUAACAUAUUAAAACUCCUCAUUUACUAGAAUGCUCACUAGUCAGCGGCAAAUUUUUCACCCGAACAGUUGGCCUAAGAAGAAUCGCCCGCACCAGACAAAACUAUUGAAGAGCUAGCUUUUAGAUGAAUAGUCACACUUGGGGAGAGAACCUAAAGCUAGUACUUCGUUAAUUGUCUAGUUAACUGACUCUCGGAGUGUGAGAUUUGACCUUUUCUAUGUCCUGUAAGUCAACCCUCCGCCUCCUGUGUGUUCGUUAUGUUUGACCUGUUUCAUCAAAUUAGCCGAACAGAGCUUUUCUUGGCAUGAUUCGUUUUUCACCUUUUUUCACUACCAAAUGUUUCAUGAAAUUUGCAGUAUUUGUUCUCUUUCACUCGUGUCCGUACCUAGUCUUGCAUUGUUGUUAUCGACGUAUCAACAGUGACGUUAUAAAACAUUGUUUCCUUAUAAGACCUUUUCGUUUAAAAAGUAGCGACUUAUCAGAACUUUUAUAAAAAUCGUAUCACGCACGAGGAGAAUCGUCUAGCACCCCUGAAAGGGUUUUAAGAAUCACAUGACUGGGUUCGCAAAGAGAUUUAAGAAAGAGAUGUUUCAUGUUUAUGUACCAAAAAAACCGUCUUUGAUCUUUACCCCGUUCUGGGGGGCAGUGCUUUCGGGCAAUUUAAAGGUUCUAUUCGUUCACUCAUGCUGCAAUAAUGAGAUUAAAUUGAAUGAGCCCGCUCUCAGUAGUCUAUUUUUGGACGUAAGUUUUUUUUACAACUAGGAAUUACAUUGCGCAUUCGUCUGUAAAUUGUUACUAAACUUUACUUCGUCGAGUUUCAAUAAUUGGUAGUUAAUUAUCUCAAACUACUUGUGAAGACAGUUUGGUGCCUCAGUUGUCUUUUUUUUAAAGAUGUCAUUUCAAUCAGUUAUUUAACCUGCUUUGUUUUUGUUAUUUUUUGGAGAAAGUUUUACUUUCCCUUUCGAAUUCUUCCCUUCUUUUGUGCUCAACGUUUGCAUUCAUUUAACGACUUCCUGUUUAACGUUUAACCGGACGACAAAAAAUUACUUACAGAUAUAAAGCAAGUUGUCCAACAAAUGUUAUGAAGCCUCCAACGAAAGCGCUUUUUUCAGCAGAUUCGUAGUAAAUUAAUGCACGUUUAUGCUUUUUAGUCUAUUUUCCACACUUGAUGAAUAGCACUAGUUGUUCAGUUCAUCGAUAAGCUCAUUCGCUUUAAGUUAUUCGCGUUUGUGCUAUUGACAACGAGUUAACGGAAAUUCGCUGAUAUCUCACGCUAUCUCCCGUCUUCGAUUUGUAUUACGAUGAAACGAUUGUCAAAGAAUUUAUCGUCCUAAAUUAACGGUUAAAAGUUUUUAAGUAAACGAUUUAAACGUUUGUUUGAUUAAGCAAAUAGAAUAAUUGAUUUACUAGUUCAGCAAAUUAUAAACUUAUUUUUUAUAUCAUCCCUAUUUUCAUCCCCUAGGAUUUUCUGAUUUAAUUUUUCACAUUUCACUCCCCAGGUUAGGCUAUUUUUCGUAAAAAAAGAAACCUCAAAUUUUAGAUUCAAAAAUGCGUCGGAGACUGAGAAGAAUUAGAAAAAUUUUCAUUUUCGUAAAACGUUAACUUGCAUCUAGAAUUUUCGGGAAAAUAGUACUGAAGCCCUUAAAAUUUCGAAAGGACUGAAGUUGUCCUAGGAAGAUCGAACAGUGACAAAUUUUAUAGCGCCGGUUAGAACGUAUUUCUAGAGACCUAAAAGUACUCUGGAUAGCCUGAACAAUGUUUUCAAUGUAUUUAAGAGGAAACCGUCCUUGGGUGCCCCGGUCAUCUAAAAGUUUCUUAUUGUUCCGUAGUCACGAAACUUUGCUUCGCCUUCGAAAGCCGGGGAAAGUUUCCACAUGUUGUUUAGUAAAAGGAAGAUUAACCAGAGCGUGUGUUUUAUUUUGAUAAGAUGUUUAUCCCGGUUCUGGAGGAACCGCAAAAUUUCUCAUAGGCUUGUGGUGCCAGCUUUGGUCUUUGCCAAAUGAUAAGGAGUGGUGGUUUUGAUAAGUGAAAACUCCCAUCUGCAGAGAAUCUAACGCUAAGUAGAAAUAAUUAUUAUGUAAUGGAUUCCUGGUUUGGUAAAACGUAUAAAGAAGGACCGCAACAUCGUUGAUUGUUCCUUUCGAUCUUCAUCCAUUAAAAAAGAUCACUAGAAAUUAACUCCGUAAUAAAAUUCACACAAAGGAGUGAUGGAGGUUAUUUUAACGAACUUGUCUUUUCCGUGCAAACGAGUCAAGUUUUUCCUUCGCAAAUAUGUUUGAAUUGGAAAACGUUUAUCAAUUUGAUUAUCUUUUCAUAACAAGUAGCAAAACGUCGUUUUUGUGUUAGAAUAAUUAAAAAGAUUAUUAUCAGGCUACAAGGUUUAUGUCGUUAAUAUCCUCAAUUAUUGCUGAGAAAGAUUUUACGCUGAUUAGGUCAUUUUAUCGCUUAUUUCAGGUUUCCUCUGUGUGCCAGUUUGUCCCUGGCUUAGCUCCCUGCUAGUAAAUACGUACUAAACGUCUUCCUUGUAUUAACUUCUGACGUUUUUGCCAAACAUUUUAGGUAUUAUUUGAGAAAAGCUAAUGGAAGUAAAAGAUGGAUCGUCUAUUUGGAAGGUAGGGAAAAUCACGACUAUACUCUUAUACUUUUAAAACUUGAAACUUGGCUCCAACCCCACCCCGGGGCUCCAACAUAACUCUUUAACUGUUUCAUCUUUAUCGGAAGCAUAAGACCAUGCAACACCCGCAGAUAAUUAAAACGAGUCACCGAGAUUCUGGAUGUUGCUUGUGGCCAUAAUUGCGUCACAGCUUUAAAUACAGCUUUGGUGUUCAAGUCUGCGGGGUUGUGUUUUUUGGUUGUUACACUAAGUAUACUGUAUUUGCAAAAGUAAUACAAACUCUUUCAAAGUAAUAAAAACAAGAAAGUGUGUAUAAAUUAGAAGAAUUUAUUCACCGGUUGAAGACAAGGCCGAAAAAGUCAAUGAAUGUUACAUUAGACAAAAACCUGCAAAUUCCAUUUUCGAUCGUUUUUUUUUUUCCUCGCUUGAGCUGCAAGUACCAGUACACGAGACUAGUAGCGGAUCCACACAUUUUCAUAAGGAAGGAAAUGUCCGUAUCUUUUUAUCCUAUUUAGACUUUAAAAAGGUAUGGACAAAAGCAAGAAUGUCCCUAAAUACGAUUACGUAAAUCUUUUGUCUGAAAAAAAAAAGAGAAAUGUCAAUUGUCAAAGCGGAACUUUAUAAUAAUAACAUCACGUAAAAUAUUUCGUUAGUUAUAAUUAAAUAUCACGCAACGAUCAAGAAGGAAGUUCGUAUUCUUCCGAUCUGCUCGGGUGAUCUGCUACCCUGAGACCAGCCUGAAAUUUUGGAGAGUUCCUUCCGUAAUGUGCUAACGUAUUAGUAGUUUUUUCAUGCAACUUAAAAGUGUUAUAUAUAUAUAUAUAUAUAUAUAUAUAUAUAUAUAUAUAAUUUUUUCCCUUUUUUAAUCUUUACCAUCCAUAAUGGGGUGUUGCCCUCCAAUCCCUAACAGCAAAACGCAUUGCUUUUGAUUCUACAGUAGACUUGGUCUUAAAAAGGAACUUUUUGAGCAUUAGUAGAUUGCUCUUAUGAAGGUCAAUGUAAUAGUUUAAAAACCGAUUAGUGCAAUGGCCUAUGGGGUUAAACUAACAAAAACCAAAAACGAAACUAGGCUAUGCAAAUGUAUUAUGAUGCAACCCUAACAUUUUAAACCGAGUUUGGAUUUCGCUCGUUCGUUUUUUGCUCCACAACGGAAUAAACGAAAAGCACCAAAAAGUUCUCCUCGAACGCAUGAUAACGUCUGACCGCGGACGGUGUUUUUUCUUCUUGUUCUUUUUUUUCUUUUUUGUUUUUUGCGUCUUGUUGCCCCCGCUUUGGGGGGCUAAGUUGCCAAAAUGUCAUUUAACAAUGUUUGUAUAGACUCACAAGAAUAGCCCUAUACACUAGAAAGAUUUUCACUUCAAGAAAGUGCUACUUACGAGCCCUCAUUAAUUAACACCUACAGACCUCACGGAGAAUUACGUUAAUGCUGUCUGAUUCCGUCAGGAAAAUACGGGUUAAAUACACAAAUUAUUCUGAGCUUGCAGGUUUCCAAUUGUCAUAAGUGGUGUGCGCCUAAGCACGAGUUUUUCUCCCAUCAACGUGAUAUCAGGAAAUAACUUUUAGGCGCGGCUCUUGGCCAGGUAUGAAAGGGAAAAUAUUUUCCUACGCGUUAUCGUAACGCGUAAAUUUUUUUGGUUGUUUUUGGCGCGUUUUUUACCCAGGUAACGGAUCAUUGUUUCGUUACUUUACCCAUUUGGCUUACACCUCACUCAGGGUUACCUUAAUGCUGUCUGAUUCUGCCAGGAAAAUACGGGUUAAAUAUACAACCUUCCUAUUGUCAUAAGUGGUGUACGCCCUAGCACAACAACUUUAUUCUUUGUACACAAAUACAAAAGUUGGAUAGUUUGCCCCGCCAAAAGCUGAAAACUAGUCGUGGCGGGGCAAGACAAGUACAUGAAUGACACAAUUAUCUAGCAAAAACAAAAACCUUAAACUAUUAGAAAGCUUUGCAGAUUGCGACGUAAAAUAAAUAAAACACCGGAGUUGAGUGAUUUAAUUAACACAGCGCUUACUGACGUACAGUGCAUUAAGACAAGGAGUCACUGACUCUUAAAUGAUAACGCAGAAAAAGAAAAGUAGACAUAAAAACCUCAGCAAGUGUAUCCAUGUACCUACUUUUGAAUAUAGUCAUCCUCCCUCUCUAAGAUAUCAAAUAGCAAUUUGCGGAGAACUCUUUUGAAAGCUUUCUUUCGAGGAUCCGUUAUAUAGCGUGUUAUCUUAUUCCACAGCUUUACUCCGAGCCAAGAAAAAGAAUUGUUUUGCGUUUCUAGUCUAGAGCAUUUAACAUAGAACUUUCCAGAAGUAGACGAUCGUGUAUUGUGUGAGUGAAUAUUAGACGUUUUCUGAAAUAAAUUUAACAUGUUUGCUGGGGCUUUAUCAUUAUUGAUAUCGUGCAUUAAGGUUGAUACGGACUCAUAAUAGAGAAAAGUUGUUGGAAACACGUUAUCUUCGGGAAAUAAAGGAAUUGCAUGGUUAUGCCAGUCUGCGAAGUACAGAAAACGAAGAGCUCUUUUCUGAAGAAUUAGAAUUUUAUUCAGACAAGUCUUGCAUGCCUGCCCUCAAGCAGCAAGACCAUAGGUUAAAUAAGGAUGAAUUAGUGACUUACAGAUAUUCAGUAAUGUUGGUCGAGGUACAGAGAGGUGUACGAAGCUUUGCAAUUAGCCCGACAGUUUUAGUAAUUUUUAUAACAAUCAAUGUGGUAUUUCCAAGAGAGAUUUUGAUCAAUAAGAACGCCCAGGUAUUCUAUGUAAACUUUAGACUCGAGACGAACAUAUUUAUUCUUUUCAUUAUCAAACAUGCAAAGUUUUGGUUGGUAAGCAAGUCGCUUUUGGUGAGGAUGAAAAAUUACAAAGUUGGAUUUAUUAAAGUUAAGAGUUAGUUUGUUGGCUGUCAACCAGUUAUAAAGGUUUUGUAGCUCAUUAUUGACUACUGUCUCAAGAUCUUUCAGAUUUUUGUUCGCAUAGAGAAUGUUAGUGUCGUUUGCAAAGAGGUAAAACCUAAAUUUAUUCUAGCAUCUGUGGAUAUCAUUGACAUACAGCAAGAAAAGCAAUGGUCCAAGAAUUGAUCUUUGAGGAACACCACAUGCAACGACGGCUUUAUCUGAUAUAUGAUGGCCUACUUGAGUUGUUUGCGUGCGACUUUUGAGAUAUGAGGAGAAUCAAUCAUUAAAUUAUUCCAAGAAAACCAUAGUGAUUGAGCUUAUCAAGCAAAAUGUCGUGAUCGACGGUGUCGCAGGCUUUUUUAAGAUCAAUGAGCACUCCACAAGAUAGCAAUCUCUGAUUUCAUGUUUGUUUUUAUAUCAAUAGCAAUGUCCAUUAUUGCGUGUUUGGCUGAAUGCCCCUUACGAAAGCCAUAUUGUGAGGAAUACAAAAGUUCGUGUUUCUUUAUAUAGGUCGUCAAUCUGUUGUAAAUUAUUUUCUCAAAUACUCUAUUAAAAUUUGAAAGUAAAGAGAUCGGUAUGUAGUUUUUUGCGUCCGUGUUAUCGUCACUCUUAAAUACUGGAGUAAUUUCAGCAAUUUUGAGCUUUGAUGGAUAAGUCCCUAAUCUGAUCGAUGUAUUUAGCAUCUCUGUAAGAACAGGAGCUAUGACGGCACUUGAACGUUUGAGUAGUUUGGUAGGUGAGGAGUAUAAACCAUCACGAUAAGAUUUAUCAUUCGGUAUAAGUAAUAUUUCUGACCGUAAUUCUUCGGGUAAAACGGGUCGAAAAAGGAAGGAUGAAAUUGAAGAUUUGCACUCAUCAACAUGGUCUAGAUGAUGUUUUUGGGGAAUGGGCAGCUUGUUAGCAAGCCUGUUUCCGACUGUUGCAAAGUGCCAUUAAUAAUGUUAGGUACCCGCGAACCAUCCUUAACAAUUUUGUUGCGAUUAUUAAAAUCCUUUAGGCAGAUAUGACUUUUAAGUUUUUUUUCCGUCGAUGUUAAAGCUCAUUGAUUCCCUGCCAGUUUUUUUCAUGUUGGCCAUAUUAUUUUCGAAAAACGUAUCAUAGUAUCUCCUUUUACUUAAGCGUAUCAGGGUACAAAUUUUACUUUUAUAGUGCUUGUACCUAACUUCGUCUCCAGAUGCAUAUAAUUUACUUUUAACCUUAAUAGCCGCCUUAAUUCCAUUAGUUAUCCGGGGUUUAGAUAGCCUCUUUUGCUUUGCGAUUAGAUAAUUUUUUCUUGGGGACUUGUUUGUCAACAAUUGAAUUUUAUUUGUUGUAAAACGAUGAAAACAAUUUGUUCACACAAUUUGUUCCUUUUUCAAUUAUUCGAUUCCAGUCCGGCAGCUUCAGACAGCUCAUCGUUAAAGCGAUCAGCAGAGAAUCUUGAAUAGUCACGUAUUUUUAUAUUUUUAACUCGUUGAAGUUUAUCUUUCGCUGACGUUGUGAUACAGAACUGCGAAAAAUGAUCACUAAUAUCAGAAAUAAUGUCUCCGCUAGCGAGGAGUUGGUCAUGAUUGUUAACAAAGGUGUCAUCAAUCAACGUAGCAGAAGUUCUAUGAACGCUUGUCGAUUUGUCCACGGCUGGAAAAAGAUAACAGCUUGAAGAGAGAGUGAAAAAAACCUGGCUUAUUUGAGAUGAUUCACACUUGAGCAGAUCUAUAUUAAAAUCACCCAUGAUGUAAACGUCCUUGUCAUCGGACACUAUUUUUUGGAUUGUCUUAUCUACAUACGUUAGGAAAUAAUCGGGCGAAUUGUGCUGACGAUGAAUUACUCCACAAACGAUGUUUUUAUGGUUGGCAAAAGCGAUUUCAACCCAGACGGCUCGGAAUGCAUCAUUUGAAGUUUUUUCAAGAACAUUGUAGUUUAGUGAUUGAUCAACAAAGAGGGCAGUGCCCCCAGAGGCCAGUGGUGUUGGCACAUGCUCAAAAACAUAACCUUGAAUGCUCGGAUGGGCGUUGCUCUCAUUAGAAUUUGUAAUUUUUGUUUCCGAGAUACCAAUAACAUCAAAGUGGAAAUCAAAAUCGUCUAAUAACAAUUCUACAUUUUCUAGAUUGCGGUGGAUACUCACAAUAUUGUUAUGAAAGAUGGAAAAACUAGACUCAACCGUGUUUUCAGUGAGGUUUUCCUUAAGCAUUUUGAAGCUAUGCGGGGAAAAGUAUCGGCUUUGGAUGCGCUGAUUAGGGAGUUUAUACUCAGUAUUCAAAUAAGCAUCCUGAUUAGAGUUAAGACUAAAAAUAUCUAAGUCGUAUACACUGUUUGAUUUAUCUAAAUUUCGCCUUGGCCACCUGUCAACAGAGAUCGAGUUUUAAAACUGCCCAUGAUAGAGAGCCAGGUUACCCCUAAAGUUAAAGUAAGGUAGCUCACGCAAUAAUAAUUUAUUAGCGCUUUCUUCCGGUUUAUUUCUACGCAACUUUAUUUAGCUUGUUUCUAAUGAUCGUAUAAUCUAAACAAGAGUACUUAGCUCAACUCUGCGAUCCCACUCCUUGCAGGUCUUCUAAACUAGUCAGUUUUACUGUGGUUGAGGUAUCCGACUUCCGCAAAUAAACGAAUCCGUUCUUCGCCUAACAGUAUUUGUAGCUAUUCGCAUCCUUGAGUCUUUUGCUGUCAAAUAGUAGCUCUUGCAGCCUUGGUGUAAGAUGAUCAUAUAGGUUGAUGUGGCUUACAUCUACCGCGUCACUGAAGUCCAAAUCUUCUGCAUGUAGGUUAGACACUCCUCUCCUGGCUGCCAUGACUUUCUCUCUGGCUAACCUACACACGAAUUUACAAAUGUUGGCGUUGGGUGUGUUGGAAGCCACGCGGGAUGGCCCCCGAUCUGCAGUGUCGAUGCCACUCAAUGAUACUUCCUCAAGUCCCUAAGCAGGGAAAAGCGUCAUACAGGGAUCGGCUGUUUGUUGUGAUGUUUCACGUUCGGCUACAGUUGGUGAACCACGAUUUUAAUGUUGAAUUGAUAACUGUAUGCUUCUGAGGCUAGAUUUCCUAAUAUGAUCGCACAGAAUUGAUAUUUCGUUAACUCGUGAGACGAGUACCUGAAUUUGCCUCUCAGCUUCCACUUUGAAGCGGAUGAAGUUGUCAUAUUGGCUUGACGUAAAUUCAAUUGAACGCCCUUUCCUGGUGACAAUUCCCGUUCGGCGUGUCUGCCAUGUUGAUUCUUUGACAGCUCGUCGAUAACUUUCAGUAGUUUCUUCUUUAAUUCUUCAAUUUCAUUACGCAAAACUUGAUUUUCCUUUCGUAGCUUGUCGUUAGCCGUCAUACUGAAUGAUUUCAGAAUUUGUAGGUUCAGGAUAAGAGAAGAAUUCGUGAAAUAAGAUCGGAGCACACAAAACACGUCUGCACAGCUCACUGCACAAGCGUGUCCACGAGUGUGCACGAGUUUUUCACCUCUUAACGUGAUAUCAGGAAAUAACUUUUAGGCUCCUGCUCUAGGCCAGGUUUAAAAGGGAAAAUAUUUUCCUGUACGUUAUCUUAACUUGCAAAUUUUUUGGUUGUUUGUUGCGCGUCUUCCCGGGGGGAGGGGGGGGGAGGGGGAGAGAAGAGCCUAAUGGCAUGUAAUGGGGAUGUGCCGCUAGAUGGGGUCGCAUUUUCACGACUGGAUUGACUUUAAUGGGAUCGCAUUUUCAACGGAGUUACUAGAAUGGGGUCGUACAUUUUCGGAUUAUCGGGGUAAGACAGUUCUUCAUAUUUAACAAUUAUUCGCCGAAGGCGAAGUUAAUAUUGUUGAAUAAUCCCCGAGACGAAGUCGAGGGGAUUAUUCAACAAUAUUAACUGAGCCUGAGGUGAAUAAUUGUUUGAGUAUAUUCACACGAAGUGAUCUGAACAGAAUCAUAAAGGAAACCAUUAAAAAACGGUCAGUUUUAUUGACGGUUGAAUAGCGUGAACACGAAGAAGUGAACACGAAGCCGUAAACAGUGGAUGCGCAAAAGUUAGAUCUUUACAGUAUCUUCAAAAAUGGCAAAUGAUAGUUUUAAUCUUUUUGUAUCGAGUUUUGUAAGCUUUAGCAUCGACGGUGUAAAAGAAAACGCCGAAAAUUUAUAUUACUACCCAAUUCUGAGAAGAAAAGUAGAGCUUUAUUUGUUUCUGUCAACUCACCGUGAAUGAGAAAGUUUUCUUUGUCGCUUCUUGCAAAUGCUGUCAAUAGCGGCUACGAUCAAGGUGAGCGUUGUUUAUCUCCAAUGUUUUUUGUUUUGUUAACUUGCUGGCACGUACAAUUUUCGAAAAUAUUUGCCUUCCUCUUUUCUCCAUAAAUUAACUUCUAUGGCAAAAUUGGUCUUGCAAGAAAAUCCCGAAAUCACAAAACAGUGACAAAGCGGCCUCGUUUUCCUCUGAGUGGUAAACAUAGCUUCGAGCGUACAAAAAGUCAGCUACAGUAAACCACUUCACAAUAGAUCACGCUGUUUAAACACCAUGAAGUCUUUUCUUGCCUUCAAAGUCAUCAGCACUUGGAUAUUCGUGUAUUUUCAAAAAGGCUUCACUAUGAAACUUUGGCAAAACACGACAGCGAUUUUAUUCUGCUUUAUAUUCACCGCCUAGCGUGGUGAAUAUAACGUCAUAGUCCGAGAUAGCGAACCAAUCAGAUUGCUUGGAUUACCAAGAUCACUGAGUGUGUAUAUACUAAUUACGGUUAGCAAACGUACCAGAAUGUUUAUACUGUAGGUGAAAAGUAAAGUGUUCUUCAUUCAAUUAAAAAAAACGGGUCAAUUCAUUUUAGGAUGACCUAAUUAAAGGAUUUAUAAGGUAGAUACAUAAUUAAAAAGUGACUAAGUUGGGAUCGCGAAAAUUACAUAUUUGCCCAAAAGUGACUAAGAUGGGGUCUAUAAUAGAGAGGAGAAGUGUGAUGUCACGUUACCACGGUAGCACUAUUUCUGGAUGAAAACAAAACCAACGACGACGGCGACGGCAAGGAGAACGGCAAAAAUGAAAUGUUCAUACUAACAAGCAACAACGUUGCACGUGAAUCACGCUAUUUUGUACAUUUCUUUGCCAUCAUUGCACCACUACGACAUGAAAUUUCCUUAUUUCACGAGCCCGCUUAAGUAAACACAACACAAAAAUUAUCGCUUUCUUUUUCUAAACUUAGGUAACGAUAGAUAUGGUCCCAAAGAAAAUUUCGCCAAGAUUGCCAAAUUAAAUGAAAUUGAAUAAGAUGGGUGAAGUUUGAAAUAGUGCGAAUAGACUUUCAAGUGACUUUAUCGGUUUGUUGUCAUCCAAAAAUUUUGCUACCAUGGCGACUUGACGUAAGGACUUCUCCUCUCUAUUGGCCACAGAACAGACUGUAAUGGGGUAGGGGCUCUGAGAGGCCAGCGGCACAUAGCCAGCACAAAUUAACCCAAGUAACCCCCCCGGACGCGUUUUCUACCCAGGCAACGGAUCACUAUCUCGUUACUCUACCCAUUUGGCUAACACCUACAGGCCUCACGCAGAGUUACGAUAAUGCUGUCUGAUUCUGCCAGGAAAAUACGGGGGUUAAAUACACAAAUUAUCCUGAGAUCUCCUGAGCCAUGUUUCCUAUUGUGAUAAGUGGUGUACGCCUUAGCACGAGUUUCUCGCCUCUGAACGUGAUAUCAGGAAAAAACUUUUGGGCUUGGCUCUAGGCCAGGUAUAAAACGGGAAAUAUUUUCCUGAAUGUUAUCGUAACUUGCAAAUUCUUUUGGUUGUUUGUUGCGUGUUUUCUACCCAGGUAACGGAUCAUUAUUUCGUUAGUUUACCCAUUUGGCUAACACCUACAGGCCUCACGCAGAGUUACGAUAAUGCUGUCUGAUUCUGCCAGGAAAAUACGGGGGUUAAAUACACAAAUUAUCCUGAGAUCUCCUGAGCCAUGUGUCCUAUUGUGAUAAGUGGUGUACGCCUUAGCACGAGUUGUUUGCCUCUUAACGUGAUAUCAGGAAAAAACUUUUAGGCUUGACUCUAGGCCAGGUAUAAAAGGGGAAAUAUUUUCCUACAUGUGAUCGUAACUUGCAAAUUCUUUUGGUUGUUUGUUGCGUGUUUUCUACCACGGUAACGGAUCAUUGUUUCGUUAAUUUACCCAUUUGGCUAACACCUACAGGCCUCACGCAGAGUUACGAUAAUGCUGUCUGAUUCUACCAGGAAAAUACGGGUUAAACACACAUAUUAUCCUGAGACCUCCUGAGCCAUGUUUCCUAUUGUGAUAAGUGGUGUACGCCUUAGCACGAGUUGUUUGCCUCUUAACGUGAUAUCAGGAAAAAACUUUUAGGCUUGGCUCUAGGCCAGGUAUGAAAGGGGAAAUAUUUUCCUACGUGUGAUCGUAACUUGCAAAUUCUUUUGGUUGUUUGUUGCGCGUUUUCUACCCAGAUAACGGAUCUGUGCUUAUGGGUGCAACACGUGAAAUAAAUAUAACUUGCAAAACAGUGUGUUUGCGUGAGAAGUCGCACCAUAAUGUUAAGCGGUGACUACUGAGCCUUUAGUUGCACAAUGAGACCAUAAUUGACUUGUGCAGUGCUAUUAAUACUUGUAAAUUAUUCUUCUUUUGUCUUACCUUCUAAGGUGGCUGGUUUUGUUAUAGCCCAGCGUCCUGUCGAAAAAGGAACAGGACAAUGAGAGAAUUGAUGACGUCAAACGGGUGGAAAACAACAAAGAGAGGUUAGCUAGAAGGUUGCUUGCUCUCUUACAGUCGUUCAAGAGGAGGAAACCGGAAAAAAUAGAAAGAAAAAAAGCAAAGAAAGAAACGGGGAUAGAUAGAUAGAAACCUUUAUUUCAAUAGGAUAACUCCUUCAGUUUUUGUAGAAGAUAAAAACUGCUAUCCAUAGAGGCCCAACAUAUAUGAUAACCUAAAUUGAAAAGAAAUAAUGGUGAUAAUUAAUUACAAUAACAAAUACAUAAUGGGAGGAAGUGACUCCUUGAGAGUGCUAGCCACGAUUUGCUUCAUUUAAUCCUUAUUGACCUUAUUCUAUUCAUACCCAAGUCAGUGGUCAGUUAUUGAGAUUUUCUAGUUUCGUAUUGCUACAUAGAGGCGAUGCACGGAAUUACUAGCAGUUUUUGCAGCCUUUGAGGCAGGCAAUUUGUUAUUCCCGGCUUCUUUUUCCUUUCUUACAUUUCAAUAUGAAGACAGACGGUUUUGAGCUUUAAGCUUGAUGUACUCAGGAUCACUUCUCUUAUUAUUUUCCUAACAGGAAUGGGAAUACUAUCACCUAAUCCACGUGAAAAUCCAAGCUGGUGGAAUGCCAAUCACGUGUAAGACUGAAAUCGAAAAUUACGUAAAUAAAUUAAUCCGAGGAAUUUACCAUAGGGUAAGUUCCCUGGGGACUCACUAUGUGGCACGGGGAAAGACCACUUAUAGAGGAUGAUUAAUCGUACGCAUCCACAGGAGCCGAUUAGUACCUGAUACUAGGAGAGGAGGAUGAGUGGUUGCUAGUAUGUUUUUAGUGGUCUACUGUUCGUUUUCAGUUUGUCAAUCUGUUACCAUAGUUAUUAGUUCCUUUCUCUACUUGUUAGUUUAAACCUUUAGCUCACUUUUAGAUUAAUUAGAUUAAAUACUAUUACUGUUAUUAUUCUUUAAUGGCUUAAUGCUACUGAUGUUGUUUUAUAUACAUUUUGAUUUUUAUUUAAUCUUUUGCAUAGUCUUUAAAUACUAUUGCCUAAUGUAAUAUUUUACUAAAUUAGAUUUUAAAAUUAGUUGUCCCCGAUUAGUGGGCAACAUGUAGCAGCUAGAAGAUGUGACACGUAAAUAAAGGUGUUCAGUUCAGUUGUUCAGUUGUUCAGAGGCACACAAUUUGGAGCCAAUAAGAUUACGCUCCUUUGGAAAACCCCUUGUUGACUAGUUUAUCUAAUCCAAACUAAAAGACACUUCAAUUAGUACAAGAAGUGCGGACAAGGAGCCAAUAAGAUUUCGCCCCUUUGGCACAACCCUUGACUAGCUUAUCUAGUCCAAACUAUAGGUUACUUUUAAAAGCCUGCAAAUUUGUUGUAAGUUUUAAGGAAGAUUCUGAUGUCGUUGAUCUUGUUGAUCGUUAGGUACGUACCCUAUUGUUCGAGUGACGUGUGGAGUGGAAAUGCUUCAAAGAGAGAAACAGGAGGUUAGGAUCGAUUUAUUCAGAUCCAAAUGAGAAAAAAAAGGAUUAGGCAAGCGUUCUUCCAAUUCAAAGAGGUUUCAUUUGAAUAGUAACACCAUAGCAUUUCGCCCACAGGCUCAAACGUCCUCAUCUUAACGUCAUCUAGAAUUGUAACGGUUAACCAUAGUUUACUGAAUGAACUCAGUGCUAAUGCACCAGUCAAUUCCAGGUGCGCCCAUCUUUUUCUUAUUAUUAAUUUUUUUUUGCAGGGCAAUUUUCAUUUCUUGGAACGAGGAUACUAGCAAGGGUCAUCGAAGAAUUGUUACCGGAAGGACUCUACCAUGCAAAGCACCUACUUCUUGCAGGCAGCAGGUGAAUUUUUAGUGAUUGGUAACAUCUUCCUUUAAACCAGCGGACUAAUAAAAAUUUGUGGCAAAAGAAAAAUUUCAUUUUCUUUUUUUCAUUAAAAAAGGACAAGAAAAAACGAAAGAAAGAUACAAAACACGGUAAUACUGCUUAAGAUUAUCAUACUGAGGGAUUCCGUUUACAAACCAAAACAUUUACACAAGUAAAUAAAAUAACGAUUUAGAGGCAGCACAUCCAUAAAGUGGUUCUUCAUCUACCUGAUUCCUGGUCGAAUUGGAAUUUGGUAAAGUUGUAUUUUUAGGAGAGGGGAAAACCGGAGUACCCGGAGGAAAACCUCUUGGAGCAAGGGAGAGAAGCAAUAACGUGUGGGUCGACGCGUGGAUUUCAGUGAAUCGGGGCCAAAUUGGCGGGAGGCGAGUGCUUUCAUCACUGUGCCACCCUUGCUUUCAAUUCCCUCCUUUACUCUGGUAAACAAUCAACCUAUCGACAUGUAAAAACAACGGCCGAACUAUUUCAGUUUUCAAUAGUCAUACAAACAGAUCAACCUGACGGUACGAUCCGGUGCAAGCCCGCCCAAUCUACUCAUUGUACGAACCGAACGUUUUUAUCUAACGAGCAGAAUGUUCUUGUCCUCAACAACUACAGUUCACUGGAGUUACCGAUGUCCUUACCUCGUUCUUUAAGCCAUGACCCGAGACAAGCCUGACCCUGCACAUGUAAUAUACCUAUCCUCGUUCUUCAAAUCAUGAUCGACACAAGCACGUUAAUUCCCCUAUGAAUAGAAAUGAGGAAUUCCAGUGGAAUGUAGUCGUUUAUUGGACAACGCUCGCCGUUUUGCCAGUGUUUUAGAGUAUUUUAAAGUGAAUGUGAAAAAAUUUUUUAAAAAAAUGAUUUGGGUCCUUAGAUAAGUUUAGUGAACAAUUUUGAACUCUAAAAAUGGGUUCCCCAAAAGAUUUCGUUUAAAAACUACUUUUCCCCUUCAGAAGUGUCCCUAAGACUGGGCUCGGAAAAAAAAAAGGCUGAUGAUGUGAUUUGAAGUCAGUUGAUCUUCUCAGCUUUUGCUUCCGAUACUGGUCAUUGCUUUGUUUUGUAAAAUUAAGCGAUGUACGUAUCUGAUUGUAACGAAGGUUUAGGGGCGUAAAUGAAGGUUUUGGAGAUGAUUGGGAAGUUGUCAACAGCGACAAUCCUUCUUAUUUGUUGUCAUCUUGUAAAUCAUUCUAAAUUUGUGCAAAUCGUUUGUACGUCAUAAUUGUCAAUUUUGAGGCAAAUUUGCGUGUUUUAAAGACGAAAAAAAAAAGGUUUUGCAGGAUUUUUGACGAGUUUUUGACAUUUCGGAACCAUAUUGCACACAUAUUGUAAACUAAAAUUCGUGUCAUAUACACUGUAAUAUUGGGCUUCUCGUGUUUCAGUGCCGGUGGAGUCGGCGUAAUCCUCAAUUUAGAUAGGCUAGCCUUGAGACUCAAGAUGGCUGGAUCCAAAGUUAAAGUCCGAGGACUGGCCGAUUCUGGAUGGUUCCUAGCAGGCGCAGAAUUACCGAGGACAUCUGCAGCCAUUAGAAACGGCAUGAAGUAAGUGAUUACACUGUUCGCCGCUUUGUAAUUUACGCAAAACUUAGCUUGCUGGCAUUUACACCGGCUGCAAAAAAGGGACUGAAAAGGAGGGCAAAAAUCUUCCUGGUUUUUAAGGGUGUUCGUCAGAGAAACUCUAGGUUCAUCGCCCAGUUAUUCGCCAGUUUAGAAACGAGUAGGGAAUCGAACAGCAGCGGAAAUGCGUGCAAUUGUUUCUUGGAUUAUUACUGGGUAGGCGCCGAUCAGAUAUUAGGGAGCUCAAGCAAAGGCGUCUUUGAGAGACGCAAAUCAACCGGAAGUGAGGACUUUUCCCUUUUAAUAUGCCUUAACGCUAUAAAGUUUGUAUUGCUAAGAUUCUUUGUACUUGUAGAGACGAUUUAACCCUUUCACUGCCAAAUGUGGCCAAAGGCAAAUUUCAAAUUUCAUGUUCUAAAAUUUGGACAAACAAAUAGCCCCAUGUUAAAGUACAGGCAGAUAGCUUUCAUUUGAAUGGUCUCAUCAUAGGAUUUCGUCCUCAGACUCAAAAGUUAGAGUCACCUUACAAAACUCCAUCAAACAAUCUGGCAGUGAAAGGGUUAACUGAAUAUUUUGGCAAAACCACUGCUCAGGAAUGUAAAAAGUCCACUUCCGGUUGACGUGUGUCGCUCAAAAACGCCUUUGCUUGUAAGUUCUCUAUUGGCAAAUUUCUCCCCUGUCGCUAGUGACAGUCCCUGAAGACUUUGCAAAAGUUAACUUGGUCCAGUUUCUUCCUUGUUUCUGAAGUGGUGAAUAAAUAGGGGUCAAUUUACAGUCAACUCAGGUCAAGCGUACCCCCGAAGAUUCCAUUUAUGAAUUUAUUAUUCGAAAGUUGAAUCCGUUGUUAGUUGUAGGAUUCAGAUUCAUUCUUGCAUUCUUGCAUGCGUAAUGAGCCGUGAAUUCACACGCAAGGCAGUUAUGAAUUUGUCUACCAGCUCAGUUUCCUUGAAUUUGAUGUAAAUGUCUUCGGAGUAAUUUUAUCCAUUCAAAGAUUUUCAAUCUGACCAAGUACAGAGAAGCUCUCGUAAAAUAUUCACUGCUUAUUACGCAUGCAGGAAUGCCGAUUUGCCGUAGUUAAGGGAACGCCCAACGGAUUCAUUUUUGAAAUAAUCAAUUCAUUAAUAGAAUCUUAGGGGGAACACUUGACCUGCCUUGACUGUAAUAAAUUUUUUACAAGUGUAACUUACUAGUGUAGCUAGUAAAAUGGCGCACUGUAAGCUUCAUUUGCCCAAUGCAAGGGUCAAGGCAGUUAUCCUGUAACUACAGCGCUGUAUACCAUUAACUAAGACAAGCAAGCAGCGGGACUGGGCGAUCAAGUGUGAGAGCUUCUUGUCCAAAAAACAAUCUGGAAUUCAAGCUUUUCACGAACUCUGAUCAACCACUCUAAGCCGAGGACGUUGCGCGUGUCAAAGAGUACCUACUAUAUUCCUAUAAUCUGGUUCCUCCUUUUCUUCCUGGUGUCAAAUGACCUUUCUUUGUUAGAAAAUGUUUUUGAAUGUUUUAGUUACUGGCGUGGUAUUGUACCGACUGAUUGUGCAAGGCGCAAUCCACUCAAGAAAUGGAAGUGUUACUUUGGAGAGCAUGUGUACAAAACGGACAGCGCCUCACCCAAGCACGGUAAGAUUUCCCUGAACCCACCGCCGCUCUAUAUUUGUAGAAAAAAAAUAAGAGGCGGUAUAGCAAGUUGGUGGGAACAACAAGACCGAGCAAGAGAUCAUAAUGAUAGUCUUCCGAAAGUCAUGGAACCACUUUACCUGAAACUGUUUCCGCAUGGUCCGCAUAGUUUCUAAAAAUAACUUUUCUGAAAUUAAGAUAUCCCAAAGGCAUGCCUGGGAGACUCCCGCUCUGUCCUUUCAUGAUCUCUUGGACAGAGUAAAGAAUUCAUUUUCCAGGUGCAAGCAUGAUCAGGGAUUUUUUUAAACCGGUUUACACAGUGUGAAACUUAAAAAUGCCGGUCUGAUGUUUUAUUCGACCUCUUCCGGCUACCCGUCAUUAGCCAGACAAUUCUUAACUUUUAGCUAAACAAGGCUACUCGGACGGAAUCUUUACUGAUGCGUUAGUAUACUCUAGUUGUUAACUGCCAAGACCCUUUUUUGGUGUCUAGUGAUUAUAAAGGGAAAUCUUUGAAAGGUGGUAUGCCACGAGGGUAGCUGUUAAAUUUAUAUUCUGUGCUAAAAGUUAUUACUUGGUGCUUUACCAAGAAGAAUAUGCCAAACAAAUCUCAUCAGGGAACACUAACCAUAAUACGUUUUGUGGAUUUUUGUAGGCAUAGCCUUGAAACUUGAAAAAGUUUGGCCCAAUUUUGUUGAGAGUCAAUCCUUAUAUUCAUUCUUUCUAUCCGUAGCAACAGACGACAGGAAACAGUUUCAAUGCCUAGAUAUAGUCUUUUAUAGAAUAACUAAGAUAGUACGCGCGUUCUGAUUGGUUAAAAAACUAAGGUUUACUGUGCCGGUAAGCUCAUAGAAAACUGAAACGACUCCGUUUUUCGUAGAGUUAUUUUAUAAACGCAAUAGACCACACUUUCUAGGGGUCUACCGGCAUAAUAACGUGAUUUACAAGCUUUUUGAGUGUUCUCCCAAAAUCUUGCGUGGGUUAUCACUCCGGUAAACCCAUAGAAAGUGUGGUCUAUUGCUUAAAAAUAACAAGACUGCACCAUUAUUUUAGUAAUUCAAUUGAUACAAAGACACGUUUUUAAUAGCUUUUUAAAAUAAUAGCAAAUAGCUUGACAUAGCCCCUUCAACUAGUUACUGAGUAGAGUUAUACGCCAUUGACAGCCUCAGUCGAGUUUAUAAUUUUUCUCAAUUGUUGUGUUUUUGUUUUUUAACAGCUCCCCUGUUCGUUUUCCAGUGGUUGUAUGAUAAAGAACAAUUAGGUUGGGUUUGGCAGGGAAUUACCCGAGUGAAAGAUAGGGCUAAAAUCGCUAUUAAGCUCGGAAAAAAGAUGAAUGAGUCACUUUCUAACACCGACGGGCUAGCUUGGUGAGUUUCAUUCUCGUACACACUUUAAGUAGGUCCAUUAUGAAAACUAGCGGGUAACUGGUAAUAAAGUUUCUAUCUUGGUUAAAUAAAGUCUCUUCUUCCUUAACAAUCGUUGAUGCUCCCACGUUUAUCAGGUGAAUUCAUGCUGUGAUUGUAUUUGAUAAAACGUUCAAGUCCGGUGAUAAAAUAUUUGAAUCGUCAACUCAUUUGCGUUUAUUCAACACUUGUGUUUGACAAAAAUAACGUUUUGGCGAAUUUAGUGGCGGCCACUUUUAGUCAACUCGUUCACACAAAUACUUAUAUCUGGAGGCAAGUGCGGAAAAAUACUUCCACAGACACUAACUUCGCCCUAGUUUGAAGUCUUUUUGUAGCGUGUAAUGGAUUUGGCAGCAUUUGCCAUUACGUCAAAAUCGCUAUUGUCAUUUUUUUUGUACAGGAGGCAAAGCUUUUAGCAAUUUUUCUUUUUGCUUUCGUUAAUUUGUUUUCUUUAACCAAUUUUUUUUUCUUGCUAGUGCUGUGUUUGCUCCUUCGUGUGUCUCGCACACUAUCCUUACACGAAAGUAAGUAUCUUUAAAUCAUAGAAGCAAUAACUAGGAGCCAUGCUCUAUCAGUAACAGAAGCAUAUAUGCUUUUGUCUGUAAGUGCUAUAAGAAAGAUUUGUGAUCGGUGCUGGUUCAUAGAGUUAGUCACGUGAUCAUAAAUCCCCUUUUUAUACCUGAAAUUAUCGGACUCUGUUGGCAUCGCCAUUCAGCAGUCUUGGACUAAUGAUCUUUCGUGUUUUAGAUACUGUUGAACAGGUGUCGGUAAAGGUGACAGAGAAACACAGUGUUGUUUGGCUUCUGACAUUUCGCAGGGUCGCCUUAUGUCGGCAGUGUUUUCAGACUAGAUCUUCGGCCGUAAUUUACAGGUUGAAAGGGCUCGUCUAUCGUUUAUCUCACGGUAGUCAUAUUGUUAUUGAUCGUGUCGUUUCGACCGGAUACUGCUGUCUCCAUCAGGCGAUGGUGUAGAAAGCAUCGGUUAUCUGUAAGACAAUUGAAAGUAGUAUUAUCCUCGGUUUUUGUAUCCUACGGAUAUAUAUCCCUAUCAGUUUAUAACAACGUCAUGAUCCAAAACCCAGGAACCACGCAUCGACAUGAACAGGGACGCGUAAUCGAAAAAAAAAAGCAUUUUAUUUGAGUGUCAAUAUAUUUAGCAGGAAAGUACUAAUUGGUGACACUAUUUUUACGUCUCCUACUUGAGACGGGACCGCCAUUUUACGUGGUCAUCUGAGCCACGCGAAGGUCUACUCGUUUGCAGGGUAAAGGCAGUACCAUCAUUUCUCAGUUAUUUUAAGACCCUGAGUAUUGGUCCGGCUCCGGGAAUUGAACCCGCGACCUCUCGCUCUGCAGUCAAGCGGUCUACCGACUGAGCCAAUCUACCACGGCUAGCCCCAUCAAUAAUCAAUUGAAUGGUUAUCUGAAGCUCUUCUUCAUUGCCUACAACAAUAUUGAAUGUGCUGGGCCAUAUUCAGAUCCGGUAUAACACUUGUAUCGAACUUCGGGCGACCUAAGGAUAGAACUAGGUGGUGUAGUUUAUAAGAUUCGUUAUAAGUUUUAAUUGGCAAAACGGACAGAUGCUUGAAUGGGUUAAAGAACGUGACAGGGGCAUUAGACUUUCACAAACUUAACCUGCGAAUACAGCCGUCUCUCGUCAGGCUAUCACAAACUUAGACUUCAACCGCAUCCGAACAGGCAAAUAAGACAUGUCACUAUCCGCUCUGGCACGACAUCAAGUUUAUUGACCUAGGUAAAAGAGAAUUCUCAUACGACGUUGCUCUAACAACAUCAACAGAGGCAAUGAAAUUGAAAUUCAAGAAGAGUGGAUACCCACGAUCAGACAGCACAGCUGUCGAUCGGUGCCACAGUAGACCGUCGAGGACAAUGGAAUUGAGACAUCCAGAAGCGUGGAUGUCCAUGAUCAAAUAGAACCGCAGCCGAUCGGUGCUACAGAGCAGACCGCUGAGGGAACAGAUUCUAUUCGUUUCGACAUCAAUAGAGACAAGGGAUAUGAGCGAGUCCAGAAGGGUGGAUGCCCACGAUCAAACAGCACUGCAGCCGGUCAGUAUGACAACGGACCACUGAGGGAACAGCUUCUUACACUACAAUGCUUACAAAGCCCAGUAUCGAUACAACCAACAGUGAGUGAUAUUCGCAAUGCACAAAACUACGGUACCACUAAUAGUCCGACAUUAUCGUCUUAUGAAGAUGAAGACCAACAGUACGCAGUUUAAAUGCCGCUAUCAACUGUGAGAUAAACGAUAAGCGAGUUCGACAAUACACAAAUAACGAUGAACAUAAUUUUUCAUUUAAUUUGUAAAUUUGUUCAGCAUUAUGUAAUCCCUUUGUCGUUGUUGUUAUUUCUUUACAGUGAUUGGCUGAAAGUCAGAGUGAGUGGAAGAAACCUGGACGACGCUCUUAACGCAUGGUAUCGGCAUCGGUCCUCCGACCCAAACACGGACAGUUGCAAGACCCUCAUUGAAAAUAAUUGUUACUACCCGCAAUGCGAUAAAACGUGCCCGAAAAUCCCUAUUGCACGAUCAAAAAAGUCUACUAUUAAUUCGCCUGGAAUGCCCGUUAAACCGGAUUCUAGGAACAAAGCUCAUAAUCCGCUAAGAAGACGAAGAUCUCGCAGUUAAGAGAUAAUUUCAAGAAACUCUAAGACUAGCCUCCAACGCAGUUCGUCACGCGUGCCUCCCCUACGAGUUCGUCACGUGUUCUUCCCCCGGGAGCGUCCUUUGCGGGGAGGACCACUGACCCAUCUGCGUUGGAGGCUGCUUGGUGACGAAAUUUGUGCAAGUUUUGCGUAUUAAUUAAGCAGAUUGAAAAACAGAGGAAACUUCAACUCUAUAGAUUAAUAUGAUAGGAAGUAACAGAACAGAUAUGCUUCAUGUUAAUAAACUGUCUUAGGAUUUUACAAAAGUGAUGUCAGCCCGUAUUUUUGUUAUAUACAGGGCAUCAUUC
Molecule: messenger RNA, 21530 nt
Organism: Porites evermanni
Lineage: Eukaryota; Metazoa; Cnidaria; Anthozoa; Scleractinia; Poritidae
Source: the annotation of a GenBank genome assembly